Molecule: messenger RNA, 870 nt
Organism: Phaedon cochleariae (mustard beetle)
Lineage: Eukaryota; Metazoa; Arthropoda; Insecta; Coleoptera; Chrysomelidae
Source: the annotation of a GenBank genome assembly
AUGAUGAAGCAGAAAAUUCUGGUGAAUUUUUGCAAUUUGAUCCAAGAAUCUAGUUAUUGUGAUCUGAGAGAGAACUUGGAUGAUGAAAGUCAAGAUGAAAGUAGUGAAAUGGGCGUGGAUAUGGAUUCAUCGAAUUCAUUAUCAAAUGAAUUGUUAGAAUGGUUCAUGUCAUAUAAUAUACCACACAGGGCUGCAAGCAGUCUAUUGAAAUUGUUGAAGAACAAUGGACAUAAUGAGUUACCCAGUGAUGUGAGAACUCUCUCAAUUACCCCUAAAAAUACUAAUUCUCAAAUUAUAGAUGCGUAUUUUGAUCUUGCGAAUUUACUUGUUCGCUCUAUUGAGAGGUAUUGUAAAAUUGCUCCAAAGAGUGUUGAAAUAGAUAGUGAUGUGGAUGGUUUACCAAUUGCUGUAAGUUUGGACAGUCAGUUCUGGCCCAUACUCUGUUCACUUGUUAGCAGUGACUUCAUAUCGGAACCUUCUACUAUUAAAAUAUUUCAUGGGUUCAAGAAACCAAAAAAUGUCAAUUCAUUUCAACAAACUUUCAUUGAGGAAGCUUCAGUGAUUUUAGAAGAUGGAAUAAUAUUCAAAAAUAAAUCAGUUCAAGUAACAAUGGAUGCCACAAUAUGUGAAGCACCAGCAAGAGCUUUCAUCUAUGGAAUCAAACAUCAUUCUGGGUAUUUUGGAUGUGGAGAAUCAAUCCAAGAGGGGGAUUUUCUUGAAAAUCGAGUGGUGUUUCCAGAUGUUAGUGCUACUCUUCGAAAAGAUGAGUCUUUCAAAAAUCGUAGUCAACCUGAACAUCACACUCCAUCAUCAGCCUUGGAAAAUCUAAAUAUAGGCAUGGUUUCGCAGGUGCCUUUGGCAUGCACCUGA